This is a messenger RNA of Seminavis robusta, 8608 nucleotides long. Lineage: Eukaryota; Bacillariophyta; Bacillariophyceae; Naviculales; Naviculaceae. The record is from the annotation of a GenBank genome assembly.
AAAAAGCCAGUCAUACUUUUACUGCAACAGCAAUGCAAUAAUCAGCAGCCCUCACUGGACAACAGCAAUGCAUUCACUGACAAUCAAUCACCCACACCUGGUAAUAAUCAAAAAGGCAACCAUACCGUACCGUACUACCCAAGGAACUCGCUGCUGUUGCUGUGUUUCUUUUCGUACACAAGAGAAGGAAGGCUAGCUAGCUAAGCACGCUACUAUAAGAGACUCUUGAGGAAUUGGCUCUGACACUACACUCGUCGAUCAAGUUAACUGGAGUUGGACAUUCCGAUACCACACCUCCUUUAUAGAAGACAGAUCCGAUCAGAUUGAAGCCAUCGUGAAGACUGCCGCGACAAGCACAAGCCAAAAAGGAGCAAGAGCAAGACACGAAAAAAGACGAAAAUUUGGAGAAGAAUUCGAGACAUUUGCACCAAAUUCGAUUCCAAUCCAAUCCUCCAAGUCAAGUCCAUUCAAGCCAAGUCCAAAAAAGAAAAAAAAGAAAAUAGUCAAGAUGGACUCUUGUUUCCCCUCGACGAGCAGCAAUGACGCUACUCUCGAUAGCAGUAGUGUGAAUUUGGGAGUGGCAACUCCUCCCACCCACGGCACUACAACUACUACCAGUAGUUCUACAACGACAACCCCCGCGAACACGACUCGCGAGUCACUGCAAUUGGACGCCAUGGAAUUGGACGCGUAUCGUCGAACAGCUGUCUUACUACAAUCGCCUGCGUCUUUCUUAGCUCCCUUUCCGUCGGUCGUCAGUUUGCGCGACAUUCGACAAGAUCCUCUACCGGAAUUACGAGAUCACACCACGACGCAUCAUUUCGUUUCUUCUACUAGCACUGCUGCUAGUAGCAAUAACAGUACAGCCGCACAAGAAGCCGCCGCGGCUCUGGCCGCUCACGGUUUGGCACCAUCCCUACUCAUUCCACCCGUCGCAGCCCAACAACCACAAGAUCCACUCUUUGAAUUGAGUCCCACGUCGUUGCUGUCGCCCAACAAAGGCCAUCACGCCCUCUUUCGAUCGCUCGAAGAAUUGGAAGGACUCGAAAAGGAAGAAGCCACUCUUAUGGAACAGCAUUCCCCACUCACGGCACCACUGACUCAAAUUGUCACGGGACGCACCGACGCUCCUCCAUUGGAACAAUUGCGGGCGUUUGGCACUAUUCCUCGUCGCGUUUGUCAACACCCAUUCAAACGCAACGAUAUUGUCUGGGUCUGUCGAACCUGUCAAGCCGAUGAAACAUGUGUGCUGUGUCAUGCCUGUUUUUCUCAAUCGCAUCAUGCCGGCCACGAUGUCGCGUUUUAUCAUGCCCAAGCGGGAGGAUGUUGCGAUUGCGGCGACCCGGAUGCAUGGGAUCCCCGUGGCUUUUGUCCCCAUCAUGGACCUCGAUCGUCUUCCUCGACUACUACACAAGACGAGAAUAGUCCAUUGGCACCUGCGCAAGUCCAACGUGUUCGAGGCGUCGUUCCGUCCGUUGUCGAUUGGAUGGUCGAACGAAUUGCCAAAAAUGCACAAGCCGGGUACAAACGCGCCAUGACUGUGGCGGUCGAUGGUACUGCCAACAAUCAAAAUGACAAUCUGCAAAGCGCGGCACUCAUGGACGAUGAUGAUGAUGAUGAUGAUCCAAACAAUAACAGUCAAAUGGACGAAAGUGCGUCGGAUAUUUUCCGACAAGCACCACCGGGAUUUGCGCCACAUGCAGCAGCAGCAGCACAAGCACAACAAAUUCCACUCCAUUUACAAGCCAAUUUGCAACUCGGGAAUCCAAAUGCAUGGACCGCACGAACUACGCCCAUACAACAACUUCAACAACAACAAUUACUAUUACAGCAACAACAACAACAGCAUACAUCUUCCAAUACUAUUGACAACAACAACAACAAUACCCUCUUUGCACAACAACUGGGAGCCAUUGGACGACAAGGACAUGGACUCUACCUGGUCUUGUAUGCCGAUGACAUUCAUUCUCCGUCUCAAUGGAUUGAUGUCUUGCGCAACUUUUUGGGAGCGUCCUCUUACUACACCGAUUCGCUAUUGGCCAAAUUUGUACGGGCGCUACGCAAGUACGGACAAUUAGUGGUCUGGGGGACGAUGGAAUUAGUCGCCGAAUGUGGUUCCACCAAUACCAAAUUGUGGUUGGAUGGCGAUAUGGUCGCAUCGGCACAAAUUGCGUCUGCUUUGCUGAAGAGAGCCCAAAAAUUGAUUCAACACGGAUUCUUUUGUUCCAUUUUUACACGACACGAACUCCAAUUGGAACAACGCGCCGUUGCCGUACUCCAAUGGGUCUCGGCACUGGCGCGCAGUUGCGAUCCACUCUGUCGGACCGUCGCCGAAUGCAUCUUGCCCAAUCGACAUUUGGUGCCACUACUGCGAGCCGAUUUUAAAUUGUCGGCCCGUAUUACCAAGGCGUGGUAUUCCCUCUUGUUGACACUGCUGGCGGUACCGACAUUCAAGAGUCACUUGGCGGCUGCCUAUUGCGAUACCUAUCGCAGUGUCACCGCCAAAUAUGCCGCUGGAAUGGGAUUAUUGGAACGAUCGGCAUAUACACUGUCGGUGCAAUUUCUCAAUCGCGUCACGUACGUGGUCGAUCUGGUACAAGGACGCGAUUUGCUCGGUAAAUUGGGCAAAUCGCUGUUUGAAACGUUGCGUGUGGCGAAACAACAACAACAAGCAUCGCUGGCACUGACAACGCAACAGAAAAAUGCCAGACUCAAUCCCAAUCAUUUUGUAUUGAGUCAUCGACGGUAUUCUCCUUGCAUAUCCGAUUUGAAGUGUGUCUUGAAUGUCAAGGGAAUGCGACGAUUGUUCGCCUGUGAGGAAGGAACCUUUUUGAGUGAUUGGGUGGCGGCACUCUGUUUGGCACAGUUUAUGGAUACACAAGUAUGGAGGCAUUGGACGCAUGGACAUGUCGAAGAUGAAGUCCGAGGGUGGGUCGGUGCCUUUAAUUUGAGUAUCUCCUUGGGAAGUUUGUUUGAACGAUUGCUGAGUUGGGAAGACGAAGAAGCAUCGCCCAUUAAAGAUCCGGCGUCGCCCCUGUCGCGGAAUUUGUUGUCGUGCAUGCAGUUGACCUACCAUAUUCUCAUUUCGGGAAUCUCCAAGUGGCAACAAGUCGAAACCAGUACAUUUCUACCGACGCGAUACACCACGGCGAUUGACCCGCACAAACGUUCCCCGGCCAGUUUGCCCUUUUCGACGGUCGCUGCCAAGCACGGAUGUGCCCUGGCCAUGCAACAGCUGUCCAUUGCGCAAGUGACGCCAUUUAGUUUUCAUUUGCCACUGCAUCGAUUCCUAGCGGCAUGUCUGAGGGAAUUGUGUCUGCGGGAAAAGGAUGGAUUGGAAGCCUUGUUCCAUUUGAUUGCUACCCAGUUGCCGUUGGUCGAGGAACAAGACACGCUCUUUCGUGGGUUGAUGGAGUUUCCCGUGCUGGUCUUGACCCGGGCUUCUCAAGUUCGUGCCGGUCUCUGGCGACGCAAUGGCCCCGGACUCAAUGAUCAAGUGCUGAAUUAUGCCGAGCCUCCCUUUUGUCGGUCGAUGCGAGAUGCCGAUUUGCUGCUGGUUCAGUUUGCAGUCUUGAAAAAGACAUGGCAUCAAAGCCCAACUCCGAGACCUCCAUCGGAUGUGGGCAUUGCCUUUUUGGUUCAUUUGCUGUUGCACCGGCUGGGAAUUUUUGAUGUUUCCGGUCUGACCAAGGCGCCCAAUUCGGAUAUCAAUCGCUAUCUGGAAGAAGUAUCUGCCAAACUCUAUCCCCGAGAGUUGAGACCGGACACAGCCAUGGAUGGCAGUGACAUUGUGUUGCCAUGGACGUAUUCACCUGCCAGAGACGCUGCGACCCGAUUGGUGUUGCUGGAGGAGUUUUUGCAUUUGAUGGUUGUGUUUGUUGUUGAACUUCCACCGCUGCCGCCCAAAGACAAGGAGGACCACACCAACCAGGCGAAAGAUCGUCUCCGUCGCGAAGUUAUCCAUAGACUGGCAUCUGGUCCCAAGACGCACAGCGAGUUAUCCGAAGUGCACUUGGUGUUGUCCUACUGGGACAAUGUUUUCUUGAGCGAGGAAGGGAAACUGGUCAAUCCGGAUGACGCGACAGGAGCGGCGCUGGGUGCGGUUCUAGAAGAGGUCGCAGAUCGAAAGUCGAGCCGCGGCAAACUCGAACCAGACAAGUGGGAGCUUCGUAGAUCUGCUUGGGAAGCCUACGAUCCUUCCUUCUAUCAUGUGAGUUUACGAAGCCAUCAAACAGCAGCAGAGAAUCGACCGCAACCUCCCAAUGCACCCAACAAGCGACAGCUGUUUGGACACGCAAAACCGUACGGUCCCUUGACGCUGCCAGCCCACCCUACCUUUCAACGACUACGACGUGACGUGUCGGCUGAUGCCACAUUGCUCGCCAUUGCCUACAGAAUUUUGCAUCUCCACUGCCGUGAAAACAAAAAGAAAGACAUGGCCGACUUGAGGGGCGGCAGGUUUGCCUACGAAGACGACGAAAGGAGUGAAACGGCUCUUGCACGUGCGGUGCACAUCUUGACGCUAGGAGCAUUUGCCUGGGAGAAUGCAGAGGCGGGAGUCAGCAAUUGGCGCGAGCACGGCGGUGGCUCUGUUGGUAGCGUCUUCUUUGACAGACCCGACAGCCAUGAUGCGCCCACUGCUAAUAAUUGGGUCGAGGCAGCUUUGUUGGUGGAUCCAGGCGGUCUCCUGGACUGUGAAUGGUAUUCUGGCGAGGAAAAUGCCAUUGUUUUACUCAAGCGUUUGGCAGUCGAUGGAGGAAUGCCCGGAAGUUUCGUGGCGGGAGAUCGAUCUGUCCGUGCGGGUGCAGCUUGGUUGUGUGAAUUUGCGUUGAAAUGCAGCCCCGCUGCUGCGCACUUUCUUGGCGCCAACGCGACAGCAUCUGCCGAGAAUGGUAACCAAGAGGAGGAGGAAAAGGAAACAGAACUGCAAAGGAAGAAACGCGUUGCCAAGGAAAAGGCUAUGGCAAGAAUGAAAGAGCAGGCUGCCAAAUUUGCUUCCAUGAUGAAAGUCGAACUCGACGACGGAGGAGAGGACGAAAAGGACAAUUCUAGCCAAAACAGCGCCGGCAAAGACCUCAGUUUUAGCAGUGCGGGGUCGGAUGCAACCAUGCACCUUGCAGACAUGGCUGCUUCGACGCAUCACCAUCCGACCCGUUCAUCCAGUCUUGGUUCCAACCGGAGCUUGUCAUCAAUCAGCGUCGAAACUAAUGGCGCAGAAAGCGAAGCAAGUCUCACUCAAGGUUAUGCCUCGUCUGCCGCUGAUAACAAUGCCAGUGGAUACGACGAUGCGGUCAUACCUGAUCGCCUACUGAAAGUGAGGCCCCGUUGCAUCAUUUGCAACGACGAGUACAACGCCGAAUCUAGUGGGAGACCAUCGUACGAAGAAGAAACCCACAAAAGGAGUCGGCGACGAAAGAUGGACGGCGGGAACGCGCUUUGCUUUGUCGCCUACGGCCAGGCAAGUACGGUCAUGAAAGGCGGUGGUGGCCCGCCGUCUCCGAGUAGCCACUUGAUGGCUCCUGUUCGCAGAUAUGUUGGGGCUCACGUGGCUCUCUGCGGCCAUGCAGUGCACAGCGAAUGCUGCGAAGCAUACCUGGCAAUUGUCUCGCACAGAGAAGAGCGUGUUAUUGGUAAACGAGACGAGUUCCGCUGCCCCCUUUGUCAGCGUUUGAGCAAUUGCUUGGUUCCAUUCAUUGAUGUCGGCGAAGACUGGAUCUGCCAACCGACUUCUUCGGAGAGUGUGUCAAAUGAGCAGGCUAUUUCCAGUGCCAAGAGUGAAGCAGAUGUGGACAUGCUUUCGGACUGGGCCGUCAUUUCGCCGAAUGUUUCUGUUCCGCUGCAGAAGUUCUUGUCGACGACACCAUGGUGGGUGUCUCGGCACAAUCCGCAUGUAGUUUGGGAUGGCCAAAGCGCUUUCAUUAGCAAAUCCAUUCUGCCAACGUCUGAUGUUACCGGAGAGCGGGGAUUCGAAACAACGACAAGCCUUGCCAAGCCUCGUCGCCGAUCGGUGCGAUCCCUGCGGAAGAAGGAUCUUUAUGCGGCUUGGAAUGCCAUGAUGCGAACUCCGCGGUUUGUUCGACGAAAGUUUCGACAUCGCAGUAACGAUGAUUCUGCGGCUGCGUCUUCUCGCGGCAAUGAGAUGGGACCAAUUUAUGUGCCUGAUGUGCCCGUAGAGACUUCAGGGGAGACGGCAGUAUGGCGGAGGUUCAUGGACCAGGUGUGUGAUGUAGCGUACCGAGCGGACUCCAAACGACUGGGGGAGGAAAACUUACACAACGACUUUGGAGAGUUUCGCCAUUACAUCGUGGAGAAGUUCUCAUACAAUUUGGCAAAGCGAGCUGCUGGUAUUGAACCGGCUGAUUGGCCGUCAUGUGUCUUCUCGACGACUUUGUCGGAGACACAGAGGCAGGAAUUAUCUCGAGAAAAGCUGUUGUCAAAGCUUCUAAUGACUAUCCAGUCAUUCACCUACAGCUGCUGUUGCGAGGCAGCGGAGGCAAGGCGAGAAGUCCGAAAACACUUCCUUUCAUCCCGUGAAGUGGCUGGUUUAUCCGACUCAUCCAGUUUUGAUACAAUCUGCUCGAAAUUUGGCAUCACAGGGGUGCUGUGUGAUGGAAAACUGGUGCUCAUGCCGCAUCCCUCUUCAAAAGUGGACGAUGGAUCCCAGCCUUUCAAUGGGCGGUUGGGCCGACUGCGGUAUCUUGGUCUUGCGGCAAUGGCUGCAGCUGGGGCUGUGGCUGCGGAUUUGGUGCAACUUGCGCUAUGUUUUCCGCACAAUCGCAAGGAGGACAACGUAGAUGGACAUGAUAUUAUGGAUGUCGAGAAACCAGAGCGUGCUCCCAUUGCGUACCCAAUCUUAUAUGGCAAUGUGCUCACUCAUGUUGUAGCAGCCAUUACGGCAGCUUGCGGACGCGCCCGGGCACGAAGCGACUCGUUGGAACUUGCCUGGCCGGUGCCCUUUUCUAUUCGAGGCAGUUUUGCUUUUGCAGACAGCAGCAACGAUCGAAAGCGCAGCAUGGAUUCCACGCUGGAGGAUUGUGAAGGGUUUCUGAAGCUUGGUCUGUUAGCCAGAACACUGCAAGUGUUGCUGGCUGUUUUGGAGGUCAAACCGGGUAACGUGGACAGUGCAGUCUCGACCGUGGUUGCGUUGAGAGGUAUUCGGAACCAUCGAGACGACAACAUGUCCAAUUUGGAACGAAGCUGGGUUCUCUCUUGCCUGUCGUUGUUGGAAGGUGGGCUCGGGGACAACUUGCCUGAGAAGCUUGUCAGCAACACUUCCGCCGGCAAUCAAAACGGCCUUUUUAACGUGUUCAAUGAAGCCUGUGUGAUUGCCGCCGGAGCAGCAUGUUCCUUUCUUGUGGAUAUCAGCACUGUGCUACAGGUUCUUGUCCCUGGUGUCAUGUCGCGGUAUGAUUGCCAGUCUGCCCAGAUGGCGUCAUCGGAAUGGGAUAGAGACCCGAGUCUUCGAACAUUCGAAAAGUUAAGGGUAUUGCUCGAAAUCGAGCCAAUCGAAGAAAUGUUGCAGUCAUCUUCGGUCCUGGAAAUUGUUUCGUAUUGGUUCAACUCGGCUCAUGAGCACGCUAGAGCUGCUGGAUUGUUUCCAUCGCCUUUGCCUUCCAACUCGAUCUGGGAUGAGACGCGAUCCAUCCGACACCGGCUUUAUCGAACACAAGGGUUCCAUGCGAUGGAUUGGCCCAUGCAGUCCUCUCCUGAUUUCUUGAGCCAUCUCGGAAAGGCAUCCAACAGCCGUUCCAAGGUAUCAUUCAAAGUUGUGAGUGGAGAGCAAGAGCCACAGCAUGGAAGCAUGAUGCAGGUCGAGGCGUUGAUGCCGACAGACGAAGCGUCAACGACAACACCAGAAGUACUCCGACAGCAGUCAGCACCUACUCUGGUCACGUUCAGUGCCAAGAAGACAGUCCCAUUGAUUGGAGGUUAUUGUGAUGAAGCGCUCGCCAAGCAGGUGAUCAAUUCUCGUCCUCGUGUGGCGGUUAUUCCCACUUCCUACACGGAUCUUUAUGCCGAGUUGGGAGCACUUCUCCCGGAUUGUGAGCAGACUGCGGUCUGUUUGAUAUGUGGGGAAGUGUUGAACGCCGGUGGUAAGGGCGAAUGCACCCGCCACUCUUACAAGUGCGGCGCUGGCACUGGAUUGUUCUUUUUGCUCCAAGAGUGUUCUGGUUUGAUCAUGCACAAGGGCAAAGCUGCGUACAUUCACAGUCCUUAUGUCGAUAGCCAUGGUGAAACUCCCCAAUACCGUGGACGUCCUUUGAAUCUUGACUUGGCUCGAUAUGACCAUCUUCGCGAAAUCUUUUUAGGUCAUGCCGUCAGGCAGCAAGUGCUGGCUGAACGAGGGAGCUCGCGACAGGUGAUUGUUCCGGACUUUUAUUGAGCGGCCUGUUGAUAGAAUCGGUCACCGGCCAUGAUGCGGCAUGCAACCUGUGUCGGCUCUUCUUGGAGAGCACAGAAAGAUCAAAUCGUUUCCAGGGACUUCUCUUUUUCAACCGAAACGAAGGGGACCAUGCAGCGGACGGAAGGCCCCCGAGAAGCUUCCUUCUGUAUCUAUCAUGUUACGAUGCAACAUAGACAUUCUACUUAAUAAAAUAGCUCUGAUAGG